UUCCACUUUCUGACUUCCGGCCUCGGCGGCCGGCGGAGGCGGUUGCGGACUCCAGCGCGUCCAGGGGUCCCGGGGGUUUUCGGGCGCAGCGUGGCGCCCGCGGCAGGCGGCGGCCAUGAACUUCUCCGAGGUGUUCAAGCUCUCCAGCUUGCUCUGCAAGUUCUCCCCGGACGGCAAGUACCUGGUCUGGUCUUUAGAGCAGCCCGAAUGGCACUGCAAAAUAGACGAGGGCUCGGCCGGGCUGGUGGCCUCGUGCUGGAGCCCGGACGGGCGCCACAUUCUCAACACCACGGAAUUCCAUCUGCGGAUAACCGUCUGGUCCUUGUGCACAAAAUCCGUAUCUUACAUCAAAUACCCAAAAGCUUGUCUGCAGGGAAUCACCUUCACGAGGGACGGCCGCUACAUGGCGCUGGCAGAACGGCGCGACUGCAAAGAUUACGUGAGCAUCUUCGUCUGCAGUGAUUGGCAGCUCCUGCGGCAUUUUGAUACGGACACCCAGGAUCUCACAGGGAUCGAGUGGGCCCCAAACGGCUGUGUGCUGGCAGUGUGGGACUCCUGCUUGGAGUACAAGAUUCUGCUGUACUCACUGGACGGCCGGUUGUUGUCCGCGUACAGCGCUUACGAGUGGUCCCUGGGCAUCAAGUCUGUGGCCUGGAGCCCCAGCAGUCAGUUCCUGGCAGUUGGGAGCUACGAUGGAAAGGUGCGCAUCCUUAAUCACGUGACUUGGAAAAUGAUCACGGAGUUUGGGCAUCCUGCAACCAUUAAUAAUCCCAAGAUAGUGGUGUAUAAGGAGGCUGAGAAGAGCCCGCAGCUGGGGCUGGGCUGCCUCUCCUUCCCGCCCCCCGGGGCCGGGGCUGGCCCUCUCCCGAGCUCAGAGAGUAAAUAUGAGAUCGCCUCUGUCCCAGUCUCCCUACAGACACUGAAACCUGUUACCGACAGAGCAAACCCGAAAAUCGGCAUAGGAAUGCUGGCAUUUAGUCCUGACAGCUACUUCCUGGCGACAAGGAAUGACAACAUCCCCAAUGCCGUCUGGGUCUGGGACAUUCAGAAGCUGAGGCUGUUCGCGGUGCUCGAGCAGCUGUCCCCAGUGCGCACGUUUCAGUGGGACCCACAGCAGCCGCGGCUGGCCAUCUGCACGGGAGGCAGCAGGCUCUACCUGUGGUCCCCAGCAGGAUGCAUGUCGGUGCAGGUGCCUGGGGAAGGCGACUUUGCAGUGCUUUCUCUGUGCUGGCAUUUAAGCGGAGACUCGAUGGCCCUCCUCAGCAAGGAUCACGUCUGCCUCUGCUUCCUGGAGACGGAGGCAUCGGUCAGCACAGCCUGCAGACAGCUGGGCGGCCACACGUAGCAGUGGUGCAGUAACGUGUGUGCAGAAACAGGGGCUACUCUGUGUGUUUCCAGUGUGGGAAAAAACACAGAGCUUCACCAGGAAGUUCUCCACCUGUGAUGGUCUGGAUUCAGUGAUUGAUUCUAUUUUUCUAAAGCAAAGCAUUUUUGUAAAUAUGUAUGGUAUAAAACUGUAGUUAUUAUUAUUUGAAGUAAACACUUGCUGAUUCAUACAACU
Cercocebus atys (sooty mangabey) is the source of this 1561-nucleotide messenger RNA. It is a transcript of the gene WRAP73, whose product is annotated as WD repeat containing, antisense to TP73. The coding region runs from base 116 to 1345 and encodes 409 amino acids. The transcript has 11 exons. Gene Ontology annotation, molecular function: protein binding. The record is from RefSeq and is a predicted model, not a curated record. NCBI's taxonomy places the organism in Eukaryota, Metazoa, Chordata, Mammalia, Primates, Cercopithecidae. Gene Ontology annotation, cellular component: MWP complex; mitotic spindle; microtubule organizing center. Gene Ontology annotation, biological process: microtubule anchoring at mitotic spindle pole body; mitotic sister chromatid segregation; protein localization to mitotic spindle pole body.